CUCUCUCUCUCUCUCCCCUGAAGUUGGAAAUUGAAAACUCUUGUUUCGUUUCAUCUUCAUUUUUCUAAGUGUAAUUCAUUAUAAUCGCAAAAUGGGUGUAAAAGGCUUCGUUGAAGGUGGCAUAGCUUCCAUCAUAGCAGGAGCUUCCACGCACCCACUUGACCUCAUCAAAGUCCGCAUCCAACUUCAAGGCGAAUCCCACCUCCCCAACCCUGCAAUGCAGCCUGCUUUCCGCCCGGCCCUCGCCUUCACCUCUGCCACCACCUCCAUGCCUUCUACAUUCUGCGCACCCGCGCCCCAACCACCCCGAGUGGGGCCUGUCUCCCUUGGACUCCGCAUUGCGCAGACCGAAGGCGUUAAGGCGCUGUUCUCCGGGGUCUCCGCCACCAUCCUCCGCCAAACCCUCUACUCCACCACCCGCAUGGGCCUCUAUGACAUCCUCAAGCGGAAAUGGGCCGACCCUGAAUCCGGAAACCUCCCCCUCCCGCGCAAGUUAGCCGCUGGACUGGUCGCUGGAGGAGUUGGCGCCGCGGUCGGCAACCCCGCUGACGUGGCAAUGGUCCGCAUGCAGGCUGACGGGCGCCUCCCGAUCCACCAGCGCCGCAACUACAGGAGCGUGAUCGACGCAAUUCGGGAAAUGUCGAAACACGAGGGGAUCACUAGCCUGUGGCGCGGCUCAUCUCUUACGGUGAACCGCGCCAUGAUCGUGACGGCAUCACAGCUGGCGUCUUACGAUCAGAUGAAGGAGGUGAUAUUGGAGAAGGGCAUCAUGAACGACGGGAUUGGGACCCACGUGGUGGCGAGCUUCGGGGCCGGGUUCGUGGCGGCUGUGGCGUCGAACCCGAUCGACGUGAUCAAGACGAGGGUGAUGAAUAUGAAGGUGGAGGCCGGGGCUACCGCACCGUACUCGGGUGCGUUGGAUUGUGCGAUGAAGACAGUGAGGGCUGAGGGUCCCAUGGCUUUGUAUAAGGGCUUCGUUCCUACCAUCUCAAGGCAAGGACCUUUUACUGUAGUCUUGUUCGUUACAUUGGAGAAGGUCCGGGAGCUCCUCAAAGAUUUUUGAUUUUUUUUUUCCCUUUUUGUAAUUAACAUUCAUUCAUUAUUUUCCUACGAGAAAAUCAUAUUUUAUUGAUAAAAGAAGUAUUGCAAGGACUUGUAGUUUAAGUGAUUAAUAAAAUUUACUCAUGUAAUCAA
Messenger RNA from Prunus dulcis (almond), 1194 nucleotides. RefSeq names its product mitochondrial uncoupling protein 4-like. NCBI's taxonomy places the organism in Eukaryota, Viridiplantae, Streptophyta, Magnoliopsida, Rosales, Rosaceae. Gene Ontology annotation, biological process: phosphate ion transmembrane transport; succinate transmembrane transport; oxaloacetate transport. The coding region runs from base 92 to 1063 and encodes 323 amino acids. The transcript has a single exon. The record is from RefSeq and is a predicted model, not a curated record. Gene Ontology annotation, molecular function: sulfate transmembrane transporter activity; succinate transmembrane transporter activity; thiosulfate transmembrane transporter activity.